Messenger RNA from Annulohypoxylon maeteangense, 904 nucleotides. RefSeq names its product bola protein. Bases 206 to 592 code for a protein of 128 amino acids. The transcript is spliced from 2 exons. NCBI's taxonomy places the organism in Eukaryota, Fungi, Ascomycota, Sordariomycetes, Xylariales, Hypoxylaceae. The record is from RefSeq and is a predicted model, not a curated record.
CUUCAGUUUCUGCUAUCUUUCAUCAUUCGUCCGUUUCACCACCUACACUGGAACCCUACCUCCCCUUUUUGGUCUACACCAUAUCUGAUCGGGAAUUUAAAAGAUUCGAUCCUAGGGCUCUCGACACCCAUCGACACCCAAAAAAAAACCUGGCCGAAACAGGAUCGGGGUAACCUCACAUCCUAAAUCUCACAUAGACACCUACAUGUUGCAGAAACACGUGCGAGCCUGGACCAGCAGGGCGACCAGACAGCUCUCCAUCAUGGCAUCAUCCGUGACCUCCAAUACACCGAUGGAGGAUGCCAUUCGGGCAAAGAUCACUGAGGCUCUCAAGCCCUCGACCCUGGAGAUCUUCAACGACUCUCACAAGCACGCACACCACCAGCCCAUGGUGGGUAGCACUUCCAAGGAGACGCACUUCAGACUGGUAAUCACCUCCGAGGCUUUCAGGUCCAAGAUGCAGCCCGCCCGACAUCGCAUCAUCUACCAGCUGCUCGAGAGCGAGAUGGCUCAGGAGGGGGGUAUUCACGCCUUGCAGUUGCGGACUAUGACGCCGGAAGAGGAGCAACGGAGGAAAGAGCAGGCGAAGUAAACCUCGACUGUCCAGCGCCGCAACCGAAGCAAGUUGAGGACGACGGAAUCUGGAAAGUUGGGGAUGGGUGAUGUACGUGUACGAUAUUGUCGCGUGUAUAAGAUGUCGGGCUCAACUCACUAAUUGCGGUGGCAUGCGAAUUUGGCAAAUACAAGAUGACUCACAAUCUGAUACGCCACCCCUCUUGCGCCUACGAAGAUAACGAUCAACCAGAAUCGUACCUAGGUAGUCAUGAAUAGGUGAGUCUUGUUAACUCAGGUUAUAUGAGAACACGUAUUAUUCUACGUUCGUAUCUCGAGAAAUAAAACAACG